This is a messenger RNA of Polypterus senegalus (gray bichir), 2067 nucleotides long. It is a transcript of the gene srfbp1, whose product is annotated as serum response factor binding protein 1. Gene Ontology annotation, biological process: maturation of SSU-rRNA. The transcript has 8 exons. Gene Ontology annotation, cellular component: nucleus; 90S preribosome. Lineage: Eukaryota; Metazoa; Chordata; Cladistia; Polypteriformes; Polypteridae. The coding region runs from base 126 to 1442 and encodes 438 amino acids. The record is from RefSeq and is a predicted model, not a curated record.
ACGCAAUCAGAGCUAGGUCGCGAAUUGAUUGCGUCACAAGAAACGUGAGUUUGGAAAGUUCGCUUUGAAUCAGCUUGAGAGACACAAAUCUUAAUUUUUUGGUAACGGCUGGGUGAAAGGCAGAAAUGGCACUGACAUUAAAUUUAAACAAUGAGGUUGUGAAAAUGCGAAAGGAUGUAAAGACAGCAAGAGCACUGGUAAUUCGAAAAUUAACAAGACACAUUGCUAAGUUAAAGAAGAAAAAAGGUAAAGAAGGUGAAAUUGAAAAAAAUCAACGGCGAGCACAACGGCUCAUAGAAGAAAUCCAUGCAAUGAAGAGUCUCAAACCUGAUCAGGUGACCAAAGCAGCUCUACAGAAAAACAUCAUCUUUGAUAAAGUGAUUAAAAAUCCAAAUUCAACAAUUCUGGACCGAGCAACAGCAAGAAUAGCUUCAUAUCCACUGAUAAGUAAAAAAAUUAUUGAGAUCAAAGCUGCCAUAAAAGCAUUUAAAGAAGAAAGACUAUUGGAAAACAAGAAGCUGUCAGAGACUGAAGAAGACAUUUCAGAAAAGACUGAAUUUACUAUACAAAAUUACACCUCACUGGAUAAAAGUUCACAGAUAACUGAAAACAAACUAGAGGACAGUGAAGCAAAUGACACGUUGAUGGUAGUAAAAAAAGCAGAAGUAAAUAAAAGUGUAGUUGCUGCUGAGAAACCACAAGAAACAAAGGAAAAUCUAAAUGUUGUUGUCAGUGAGCUUGCAGAGACAGUUAAGUCAGAAAAUAUACUUAUUAAGGAUGAUCUGGAAAAUCCAACCAAAGUUGAGCCUGAAAACUUUGAAAAUACAAAUGCUCAGAAUAAAUUAGAAAAUGUAAUGCCUGAAAGUGAAGAAAGUGACGUAGAAAAGUCGGAAACAGAUGAAAAACAGGAAUACUUUGAUGACAGCACAGAAGAGCGUUUUUACAAACAGUCAUCGUUAUCUGAAGAUGAUGGCAGUGAUGAUGAUUUUUUCAUUGGAAAGGUUAAAAGAAUAAAGAAAAGGAAAAGUGAUUCUGGUUCAAGAGUAGAGAAGAAAAAUACGAAUAUCAGAACAGCUAUAGAAGACCUGAAAGCAACACAAGCUGAAGUGCAGUCAGCUGAAUCUAAGGAAUCGAUCAAACAGAACCUCAAACAAGGAAACCUUAAUUCAGUGUUUUGUAAUUCCUUGUCUGAUUCAAAGGGACAAAAAAGCAGAAAAAAUCAUGCACAGCCUCAGAUAAGAAAAGGUUCAGUUGUUCCUAAAAGCAUGUACAACAAGAAGCCACUACGUCAUCCAUUCCCUGAAAAGAAGCCUGUAAACAGAAUUUCACAUACUGACCAGUCUCUUCAUCCAUCUUGGGAAGCAAGUAAAAGACGAAAGAUGCAAGAGUCUCAGAUAACAGCAUUUCAGGGGAAAAAAAUUAAAUUUGAUGAUGAUAUCUGAACUAUUUUGAAGUGUUCAUUGUCUAAGAAAUUGUGAGUUGGAUCUUAUGAGGCAUUUUUAUCAUCACCAUACACCAUGGUAACAAUUUUCUGGAAAAGUUAAUAUAUUUUAAUGUAUCAAAGUGUUUAUUUCUGUUACUCAAUCAUGAAUGUGACAUUUUCUAGUACAAAAAAUACAUGUAUUGAAUAUAGUUUUUGUUGUGCUUUAGCGGUUAAUGUUAAAAGCAUGCAGUAUGCAGGAAAGUAAGGUUAACAUCUCGAUAGACCUAAAUGUGUAAUGAGGUACAGUGCUUUGUGAUCUCUGUGCUCCUUUCAUGUAAUCUUGUAUAUGCUUUUAUGACAAAUGGGGAAAAAAAAAUUAUCGUAUACCUGGAUGGAGAGCUCAUUAAACUGACUGUUGAAAGAACCAUAACCAAGGGACCAAAUGCUCGAGGACAUGGAAGAACUAACCCGAAGCUGUUGUAACAGUAAACUUCACACAAAUGUUAAGAAUUUUCAUCCAAGUAUGGUAAUGUCUUGGACUCCAUUACCUAGCAGUGAGGUUAAAACAGGCAUAUCUUUAUUUGGAAUUGUUUUAAAUGUAACUGUUUUAAAUACAAAUUAAAAAUCCAUUCUUGCAUUUGGAA